This is a messenger RNA of Paramecium tetraurelia, 2361 nucleotides long. RefSeq lists its product as uncharacterized. Gene Ontology annotation, molecular function: nucleic acid binding; zinc ion binding. Lineage: Eukaryota; Ciliophora; Oligohymenophorea; Peniculida; Parameciidae. The transcript is spliced from 7 exons. The record is from RefSeq and is a predicted model, not a curated record.
AUGAAUGGUCUUUUCAAUUAGUUUGAUCUCUCCAACUUCUUGCCUACAGCUUAUGUAGUAGAAGCUGCCCCGUUGUGCUCUAUUAUAGAUAAUGCUGUGAGAUCGGAGAGAGUGGGAGACCAGGAUCCAAGGAUUUAUAGUGUGUACAACCAGAGCAAGGAUAGAAUUACCUAAUAAACCAAUUUAGUAGAUAAGAUAGCCAGAUUCGUUAAAGAUGAUGAAGAGAAAGAGGAGGAUCCAGAUCCAGAUCAAUCAGCUCAAGUGUAGACUAGAUACUUUAAUCUUGAUAGUAUUGAUGUACUCUCUAAAGGAGUGUGCAGAAGAUGCAAAAAACCUGGCCAUUUUGAAAAAUGGUGUGUUGAAGACAUUGCUGAAUCUAAAGUGACUUGUCGAUUUUGUUUGGGAGAUCAUUAUUAUUUAAAAUGCCCUAAUAGUUUAUGCUUCAAGUGCAACCAGGCUGGACAUAUGGCAAAGGAUUGCGAUGUUGAGGGGUUCAAAUGUCAUAGAUGCAAUAAAAAGGGGCAUAAGUCUAAGGAUUGUAAUGAUAAGCAAAGAUUAAAGGAUCUUUUAUGCAUUAAUUGCUAAGAGAGAGGACAUUUGAAUUGUUUUUCAAAAGGAUAUAAAAAAUAUGAUUUACUCUAUUGUGAAGGGAAGGAAUAAAGAGAAAGAGAAAAAAUGAAUAGAGUGGAUCAUUCUUAAAAGAAUAAACAUAAUCAUUAACAUCACCAUUAACAUAAUCAUGACCAUCGUCAUCAUGAGAAUUAAUAUAGAUAAAAGCACUAAAAAAAUGAAUAUAGUCAAAAUAUGCCACAUAAGACCAAAAAAACAAUUUAAAAACAUUAUUAGUAAGACUCACCUUCAUAAUAUUCAAUUUGGUCUGAAGAGUCUCCAAAUGCUAAAAGGAUGGAAAUAAGAAAAAAUAGAAAAAGUUUUAAAAAUAAUUUAAUUGAUUAUAAUAUUAUGUUUAAUAAUCCUUAAGAAUAUGUCGCACAAAAAAAAGAUGCCUUUCGAUCUGAAAUUCGUAGAAUGGAUAGAGAAAGAAUAUUUAAUUAAAAAAGGAUUUUAAUUAGAUAAGAGAAUGAAAUGAGAGAAAAAGACGAUUUAGAAUUAACCAACUUAAUACCAUAAAUUUAAUAAUCUUAAUUGAAUUAGAAUAUUUAAGAAUUAAAAUAACUUCAUCUGUUUGCAUUUAAUUGUGUCUCUAACUAUAACUCUAACCAAAUAACAUAGAAUCAAGAAUUCUUAAUUACAAAUAAUUAUUUAUAACACAGCCUCCCUAGUUUAAUGAUGAAAGAAGUCUAAUGUGAUGUCAUUAGAACCCUAGCUAAUUCUUGCAACCAUCCUUCAUUUUUAUAAUAAUAACCUUAAAAUUUAAUCCAAUCUUUAGAAAUUUCAUAUCUAUUACUUCUUUCAUUAACAGACAACUAGGAUAUAAGCGAUAUUCUUAUAUAUUUGGGAAAUAUUGCCAAUAAAUGGCCAGAAAUUUGUUAAUAUUUAGUCAAGUGUUUUGAUCGCUUAUUAGAACUGAGUGCAUCAGCCGACAGUAAUCUAUAUAGAAAUAUAUGUUUCUGCAUGCACAAUAUAUGUUAUAUUAUGGAUAAUCAUAAUCUAAGCAUCAAAGAUAGAAUCACAUGCUUAUAAAUUCUAGAAAAAGGAGUUAAUAGAACUGAUUGCGAUAUGUUAUAAAAUGAAAUAUUGCAUCCAUUAACUGUAUUAUAUGCACAAAAUGAAGAGAUUGAUAAGUACUUGAUAAGUUCAAAGAUAGUAUAAUAUGUUUUUUCGGCUUUAAAAGGAGAGUUUGAGGGAACAACUUUGCAGGUUUUGAAAUAGUUUUCAUUAACAGACUCUAUAAGUUUUUCAAAUUUUUUGAUAGAGUAGAACAUCUUAGAUGUGGCUUUCGAAUAUAUCAACAAUAGAAAGAAAUAAAUAAGAAAAUUGUCCUUCUUAAUGGUAAUUAACCUUGCUUAUAAUGAUCGUUAAAUCUCAAAUAAAAUUGUUUAACAUAAAAUCAUUAACAGAGUUAUAAAUGGGUUAAUUGCUUCAGCUCUGUAAGAAAAGUAAAAUUGCAUCCAAGUCAUUUAAAAUCUUUAAAAGACAGGAGAUAAUGCAGUGUUUCAGACACUCAUUGAAUUAGGAACAAUAGAGAUAAUAGGGAAUUUGAUUGAUGAAGUUGAUACAGUAGUUUUAAAGAUCUUUGUGGACACUCUCUGUAGGUUCUUGAAUUAUGCAAAAGAAGUUUAAUCUAAUAAAAUAAUUGAAGAUAUUAAGAAGAUCAAACCAAAAUUAGAAUUAAUAUAUAAUGAGAACAAAGAUCCGAAAUUUUAAGAUCUAUUUCAAUUGUUUUUGUAGCUUUUAUAAUGA